AUGUCUACCUCUGAACACUCCCAGAGUGGCAACAACACCCCUAUCAACGACUCUCUUCUUGAAAAGGAAGAGAAGGGUCACCUUCCCACCUUGCCAAAGAGGGCAGCCAAGGACUACAUUUUCAUCUCCUUGUGCUGUUUCCUCGUGGCCUUCGGUGGUUUCGUCUUUGGCUUCGACACCGGUACGAUUUCCGGUUUCGUCAACAUGGACGACUAUCUCAGAAGAUUCGGUCAGCACAACAGCUCUGGCGAGUACUACUUGUCCAAUGUCAGAACUGGUUUGAUUGUGUCCAUUUUCAACGUUGGUUGUGCCAUUGGCGGCAUUCUUUUGUCCAAGUGUGCUGAUUUGUGGGGCAGAAGAGUUGGUCUUAUGAUCUCGAUGGCCAUUUACGUUGUUGGUAUCAUCGUGCAAAUUGCUUCCCAGUAUUCGUGGGUCCAGUACUUCAUUGGGCGUUUGAUCACCGGUGUGGCAGUCGGUAUUGUGUCUGUGGUGUCGCCUCUUUUCAUCGGUGAGUCUUCACCCAAGCACUUGAGAGGCACUCUUGUGUGCUGCUUCCAGCUCUGCAUCACCUUGGGUAUCUUCUUGGGCUACUGUACUAACUACGGUACCAAGCAGUCGUACUCAGACUCUAGAACAUGGAGAAUUCCAUUGGGUCUCUGUUUUGCCUGGGCCAUCAUGUUGGUUUGCGAAAACAGACUUGACGAUGCCAGAAACUCCAUCGCCAGAUCCAACAAGGUUUCUAUUGAGGACCCUGGUGUUUACACUGAGGUGCAGCUCAUCCAGGCUGGCAUUGAUCGUGAGAAGUUGGCCGGUAAGGCUGGCUGGCUCGAGUUGAUCACCGGUAAGCCUAAGAUGCUCUACAGAGUGAUCAUUGGUAUUGUGCUCCAGUCCUUGCAGCAGUUGACCGGUAACUACUUCUUCUACUAUGGUACUACCAUUUUAAGGCUGUCGAAGAUGGGCAGAAGAAUGUGUCUCUUGACUGGUUCCGCGUGCAUGAGUGUGUGUUUCAUCAUCUACUCUGUUCUCGGUUCGGUCAACUUGUACAUUGACGGCUACGAGAACACCCCCAGCAACACCAGAAAACCAACCGGUAAUGCCUUGAUUUUCAUCACCUGUUUGUUCAUUUUCUUCUUUGCCUCGACCUGGGCCGGCGGUGUCUACUGUAUCGUCUCUGAGACAUACCCAUUGAGAAUCAGAUCCAAGGCCAUGUCUGUGGCCACUGCUGCCAACUGGUUGUGGGGCUUUUUGAUCUCCUUCUUCACCCCUUUCAUCACCUCGGCCAUUCACUUCUACUACGAAACAAAGGGGCUUUCUUUGGAGGAAGUUGACGAGUUGUACGCUUCCAACGUUGUCCCAUGGAAAACUGGCUCGUGGACCCCUCCAUCUGUGGAGAACAUGGCCACCACCACCGGAUUCGCCGCUGAGUCCAAGCCUGUCGACGAACAGGUGUAA
Molecule: messenger RNA, 1452 nt
Organism: Candidozyma auris
Lineage: Eukaryota; Fungi; Ascomycota; Pichiomycetes; Serinales; Metschnikowiaceae
Product: sugar porter family MFS transporter
Exons: 4
Coding region: 1-1452 (483 amino acids)
Biological process (GO): carbohydrate transport; transmembrane transport
Cellular component (GO): plasma membrane
Molecular function (GO): carbohydrate:proton symporter activity
Source: RefSeq, a predicted model, not a curated record